UUUCCCAUGUUUAAAAAAAAAAAAGAUUAGCAUUGACUACAAUUUUAUUGUUGUUGGGAGCUGGCAUACCAUAACAAAUUGUUGAGCAAUAUAAUGUUUGGGUAGUCUUGUGUCAGCCGAAGUGAUUCUCAGCAACUGGGCUCAGUUACAGUAACUCUUGGAUAGAAUAGUCCAGUGUAGUCUAAAUGCUUAGUUUGUUAAUAUAGUACUGUUCCCAGUAACUUCGUAUUUUUCUUGUAGGGCUGUUCCAGAUUCAAUUACAUGGUCGCCUGAUCAAGCUGUAGAUCUGAGAACACUUCUUACUAUGCCUUUUUUUCACUGGAAAGCUCAAUCUCCUUGUCUCCCUGGACUCUGUGUUCUCCCAAAAGUUUGAGGAACAGAAGCAUGCUUUCCACUGAGUCUUACGCUAACACUUGUGAUACAGAAUGUCUCUAAGUGAGAAGAGUAGUGUGAUUUUUGCAUAUGAAUCUUCAGUACACGGUACCAAUGUACUUCUCAGUCUCAAUGAUCAGAGAAAGCAAGAUAUUCUUUGUGAUGUUACUAUUUUAGUGGAAGAUCAGCGAUUUCGGGCUCAUAAAGCUGUGCUUGCAGCUUGCAGCAGUUACUUCCUUUCAAGAAUUGUGGGCCAGUUGGAUUCUGAUCUUAUCAUCACUUUACCUGAAGAGGUAACACUUAAAGGAUUUAGUCCUUUGCUUCAGUUUGCAUACACAGCUAAACUUAUUUUAAAUAAAGACAAUGUGUCUGAAGUUUGCAAGUGUGCUGAAUUUUUGGGUAUACGUGACAUUGAAGAAUCUUGCUUUCAGUUUCUCAAAUUCAAAUUUUUGGACUGUAAAUCAGAUCAACAGGAGUGUCCCAGGAAGAAAUGUAUGCAGCGUUGUCAGAAAACAAACCCUAAAAUUGGCAUUGUGGAUGAUAGGGAUGUAGAAAUAGGGGAUGAAACAGAGGAACUUCUAGAAAAAGAAUGUAUUCAAACUCCUCAGACAAAGCUCUGUAAAGAUGAAGAAAAUGCUAAAAUAUCUCCUGCUCUCCAAGAUAAUGCUAAUCAAAUUUGUGAUCCUGUACAUCUAGAAAGGGAUAGUGUUUCAAGCUCAUCUUCCCUAUGCCCAAAGUAUAGGAAGUUCCAAAAAGCUUUUGGAAAUGAUAGAGUUCAUACUUCAGAACCCACUUCCAGUAUUAAAGGUAUCCAGGUGCCACCAAUUGCAACUUUUCUCGAGAAGGAAUUGUCUGAUAAUGAUAGCAUACAAAAAGCUCAGGAGUAUAUACCUAUGCAGCUGGUCUCAAAAUGUGAAGAGACUCAGGUAAAAAUGGAAGAGGAGGAGGCAGAGAGUGAGAAAAAGGAAGAAACAAAGAGAGAUCCUGUGACUCAGAGUGUUUCAUGUCCUGUGGACAAAAUGGAUGUUACUGCCUUCCCCCCAAACUCUGCUGCUCCUCAUGGACCUAAUUCUCUGUCUGUUCUACACACAUAUGAGCAAUAUGGUGACUUGAAUUUCAGUGGUAUGCAAAGCAACACAGUCUUAGCUGAAAAAACUAUAACAGGUACUGGAGUUAGGAAUGACAAAAUUGAAAAUCAAGAUGCACCUUUGAAGGUUGAUUUGUGCGCUAGAGAAGCCAUUAACAUUGCAUCAGCUGGUGAUCGAAGCAGUGUGGAGAGAGAGGUAGCAGAACAUCUAGCAAAAGGGUUCUGGAGUGAUAUUUACAGUACAGAAGCUUGCCAAAUACAUUUACCACCUGCAGUAGCAAAAGAAUGCUUGGAACCAGUAUAUUCGGGGAAAAAAUCGGAGUGUCCAUGGCUGGGUAUCAGGAUCAGUGAAAGCCCUGAACCUUGCCCUCAAAGAACUUUUACAACAUUAAAUUCUGUCAACUGCCCCUUUAUAAGCAACCUUAGCGCUGAAGGAUGCUCCAACAGCUCUGAAAUUAGCAGUGGCGAUUAUGUUCAGGGACAGCAACAAGAACCGUGUCCCUAUAAUUAUGUGAUAAGUUUGGGAGAAGAUUCGGAGACUGACACUGAGGGAGACAGUGAAUCGUGUUCAGCAAGAGAACAAGAUUGUGAGGUAAAACUGCCAUUUAAUGCACAAAGGAUCAUUUCACUUUCCAGAAAUGAUUUCCAGUCAUUUCUGAAAAUGCAUAAAUUGACUCCUGAACAAUUGGACUGUAUCCAUGAUAUCCGAAGACGAAGUAAAAAUAGAAUUGCAGCACAGCGAUGUCGUAAGAGAAAACUUGACUGCUUACAGAACCUUGAAUCCGAAAUUGAAAAACUGCAAAAUGAGAAGGAGAACUUACUGAAGGAGAGAAACCACAUUUUAUCAACUCUAGGUGAAACAAAACAGAAUCUGACUGGACUUUGCCAGCAAGUGUGUAAGGAAGCAGCCUUGAGUCAUGAGCAAAUACAAAUACUUGCAAAAUAUUCUUCCUCAGAUUGCCCGCUUUCCUUUUUAUUCCCCGAGAGAGAACGAACAGCUCCAUCUGAUAGUGAACUUGUGAUACCAUCGUGUGUGGAAUUAAAAGAUGGUCUUUCAGGUGUUACAUCUACAAAUGAGCAGAGUUCUUGUUAUCAGUGUGUGAAAAGUGUGUGUGAUGCAACAUAUAGUCAAGUACAAGAACUGCAUCCAGUUUCUGUAACAACACUGGAGAAAACCUCGCUUGUGGAACAAUGUGGACAGAGUGGCGGUAUCACAGACUUCUGUCAGCAAAUGACUGACAAAUGCACUACAGAUGAGUAAAUAUGUUCUCAUUGCUAUUGCCAGGCUCUCAACACUGCAACUUAAAGUGAGGAUUGAGCAUUAUUGUAAAGUAAUUUACUAAGUGAUAGAAAAGAUGAAACUUUAUCUUUUGAAACUACAAUAACAAAUACAUGGUCAUUACAUUAUUUGGCAAGCUUUUGGGUUUGCUCUGUGUAGUUGUAGAAGAUAAUUUGUAUAUGUCAAGUCUUGGAGCUUUUCUGUGUGGGGACGCCAAGGAGACUUCAGGUAAGUUGAUUAGAAGUAUAAACUGUAUGCUCAGAUGUUUUUGUGAGGAACUGUCGUUUAGGCCUGGAGUAGCCUUCACUCUGAUUUAUGCCACAAUACCUAAUGCCACUCUACAUCUCAAGAGAAAUUAUCCUAUUAGGUGUUUAUGCACACUGACUUCUAUGUGUGGAGUUCUCUCCUCUUUAUGUUUCUCCCCUGCCCAGUACACAAACCCUAAGAAGAGUAUACCCCUCUGAAAAUGUUUUUGCUGUCAGUGGGUUAGGAUAACGUGACGAUGUGAGGAGAUUGGCAAAUGGGCUCUGGAAAACUUCGUUACUUGCUGCUGUUCCCACCCCUGUAACAAAGCCAUUUUUGUAGAAUAUAUGCAAUUUGCCUUAGCUCUCCAGUUUGUAGCUAAGCUGUCUGGAAUGGCUGCGGUGCAGGAGCCUGUUCCCUUCGAUUUUUGUAGGAGGGGUGACAACAGACUGGGAGAGGCAAAAGUUUGAAACCGAUGCAACUCUUUGCUCAGACAGCGUGCAUCGGCUCUUCUGGCAUCUAAAUCCCAUAUGCUUGUUAAAAUGCACUUCAUUGCUGUAUAGCAACUUAAAAUCCUAGCACCUUCUAGCUCAGUCUUGUUUGUAAUGAGUUGGAGUCAAAGUAUUAUGAAAGGCUAAGGACAGAAUUUUUUUUUUUCCAAGGUAUUUCAGGCACCAAAUUCUUAUUCACUUCAGUGCUUAGUCGUGUUUAAAGUAACCUACAAAUGUCUUUGUUCUCUGAUUACUGGGACCAGUAAUGAUCUAUUUCAGAAUUUUAAUCUUCAGAAUGCUUUUAUGGAUAAACCUCUAGUAGAUUUCAAAUGGCUUGUGCUAUAAGUAUAAAUGUAUUUUAAGAAGUGUAAUAAGAAAAUGAGCUGGAGGGACUUCCUGCAUUUACUUUGUGAGGAAGAAAUUCAGCCACUAAAAUAAGAGCAGUGGAAAACAAUCCCUGUUUUUAGACUUUACAUUAUUGUAGAUGCAUAUUGUAUACUAAUGAUGCUUUGUUAUUUAGAUGUUAUUCUCGCAUCAGAAUCAAGUAUUGAACCUCACAACAGAAAACUUUUUUUUGGAUUUGCUAGUUUACAAAACAUGAAGAAUUUUGUACAAGCCAGUGGAAUUCUUCAUUUCCUACCUCAGGAUGUACAUUAGCUUUUUGUGUCUUUGUGUGCAUGUACAGUAGACAGCAACUAAAGCAAAGGACUAUUGUAAAUACUAUUUUUGCAGUUUUAUCUUGCAGUAAGAUAAAAAUUGCUAAAGAAAGUUUUUGGCGAAGCAUCUUUCGCUUUCUUCCUCUGUAUAGGUAACAUAGCAUUAAUAAAUAUGUUAAGAACAUUAGCCCACUUAUAAAAAAGUAAAUAAAUAGAUUGACAGAUUUUGACAGUGCUUCUCAUAACCAGCAUGUAAUACAAGUGAAUACACUACCUCACCCAUGGGAUUGAAAGUUAAUUCAAAUCUCCAGUGAUAUCCUUGGAUUUUCAUCAUAUAUCAUUACUUUUUUUAAGGGAAAAAUUUAUAUUAAUGGAGCAUAGCUUGUGUAAAUCACAGUGCUUACAGUAAUUGAAGUUUAGAAAUAAAUACUAUAUUGCAGACUUCAUGAGAGUUCUACUGCUUUGGAUGUAUUUUCAGAUAAUUGAAGUGAAAUUCUUUUAAAUAACUAGCAUUUAUAUAUGUCGAUUCCUUUAUAAGGUGUUACUCCUGAAUCUCUGUGUCUGUUCUCCAGCAUCUGUAUAUCCCCAGUUAAUUUAAUCCUUUUUCCCUCCCAUGCUGGGCAAUAUUUUGCUUCCAAGUCUGUUCUGUUAUUUAAAAACAACAAGAAACAGUAAAAAGAUACACAAAACC
Messenger RNA from Struthio camelus australis, 4819 nucleotides. Lineage: Eukaryota; Metazoa; Chordata; Aves; Struthioniformes; Struthionidae. The record is from RefSeq and is a predicted model, not a curated record.